This is a messenger RNA of Rosa chinensis, 2250 nucleotides long. RefSeq names its product zinc-finger homeodomain protein 6. NCBI's taxonomy places the organism in Eukaryota, Viridiplantae, Streptophyta, Magnoliopsida, Rosales, Rosaceae. The coding region runs from base 730 to 1785 and encodes 351 amino acids. Gene Ontology annotation, molecular function: DNA-binding transcription factor activity; transcription cis-regulatory region binding. The transcript is spliced from 2 exons. The record is from RefSeq and is a predicted model, not a curated record. Gene Ontology annotation, cellular component: nucleus. Gene Ontology annotation, biological process: regulation of DNA-templated transcription; regulation of developmental process.
AAUAAUUAGGAACUGGACCAUGGUGCAGGGUGUGGGAGAGGACUAACGUGACGCUGUCGGCCCUUCUGCAGAGACCUGUGCCACUACUCUCCUCCUUCCACUACUAUAGACCUCAUCACUCAUCUUGAGUACAAACCAAACUAACUGUUCUUUGCUUCAUUAGAUUUUAUGGGGCUGGAUGGGUGAUAGGAAACACAACCCACUUUAGUUUCCCUCUGGCCUCUUCUUCCUCCUCUUCCUCUCUCUCUCUCUCUACUUUAUUCUCUCUCACCACUUUCUGAUAAAACUAAAUUUUUACCCAGAACGAGCAGCUUUCUUCUGUUUGUUUCGAAUGGUGGUGCAACUAUCAAACAAAUCUCACUUCAAUUUUACAGCAAGUUUCUUGUAUUUAUGUGCUUUUAAUUCAUCUACUAUACCCAUCAGUCCAUAAUCUCAAGCUCCAUCACCAGCUUAGGUAUUUGGAAACAGGCCAUUGAAAUUAGUGAGAUGGGUUGGUGGGUUAGCACCGAAAAUGUCAAAAUCAGAAUAGAAAAAGAAUAAUCUUAAGCUGGUGAUUAGUUCUUUGAUCAAGCUGGAUUAAGAUGGAGAUCGAUAGCUAGCAUACAUGAAUUUACGGAAACAGUGAUCUGAAUCUAGCUAGCUCCCUUCGAUCGUUUUUAUAAUUAUAAAAGAAAAAUAGGCUGGGGGAUCAAUCAAAAAUCUGUACUAUAUAGCCAUAUACCAGAUUUAAUGGAGGUGAGAGGCCAAGAUAAGGUUUUAGGGAUGCCAACCACUUUGGGGUUCAAUCCCCAACAUAGAGACUCUUCUUCUUCCAAGCUCUCUUCUCCAUCUCUUCAUCAUCAUGUUAACAACACAUUAAUCUUUAACCACCCCCAAACCCUAGACCCUUUUUAUCAGGCUCCACCUCAUCAUCAUCAUCAUCAUCAGCCUCAGCAAUCGAAUCCAUACAAACCCAGUAGAGAUCCUGACCCAAUCCCUAUCCCAAACCCAGAUCCAAACCUAUCACCAGCUGCUGUCUGCACCAGCCCAAGAGCAACAAGCGGCACACCAAUUGCAAGCCGAGCAAACCACAGCUUCAAAGCAGCACCAUCGGCACUGGCACCUGAGCCAAUUACAGCUUCGAAAGCAGUUAGAUAUCGAGAAUGCUUGAAGAAUCACGCAGCGAGCACUGGAGGGCAUGUACUGGAUGGCUGCGGAGAGUUCAUGCCGAGCGGAGAGGAAGACAGCCCGGGAGGACUAAAAUGUGCAGCAUGUGAGUGCCACAGGAAUUUCCACAGGAAAGAGAUCGAGGGUGAAACCCAACUAGUACAUGUACCCAAUAAUUACCAUGUCCUUAACCACCACAACAAAAACAGCCACAGUAGCCGGAAUGCAUCAUCAGCACCUGUUCUAUCCUCACUCCCUCCACCACCUCCUGUUCAUCAUCAUCAUCAGUACCAUCAUUUCCCAGCCACUAGUCCUUCCGUGGCCGGAUCAUUUCCUCCUGGGAUGAUGACUUUUGGAGGUGGCGGAGGGGCGGCUGAGUCAUCUAGUGAGGAUCUCAACCACAUCCACAUGUACGAGCAGUCAAAUCAGGCCGGGGGUUCGAAGAAGCGGUUUCGGACAAAGUUCAGCCAAGAGCAGAAGGACAAGAUGAUGGAGGUGGCAGAAAAGUUGGGAUGGAGGAUCCAGAAGCACGAUGAGCAAGAGGUGCAGCAGUUGUGUUCUGAAUUGGGUAUAAGGAGACAGGUUUUCAAGGUAUGGAUGCACAAUAAUAAACAAGCCAUGAAGAAGAAGCAACUGUAAGGCAAUUGAUCUUUUAUUAAUUCUUCACAUGGUUGUUCUUUGGAGAUUUGGGGAGAGAGAAAUUUAGUGAAUAGACCGAUUUGUAUGUGCAUAUCAAAUAGAGAUGAGAGUUAGAUAGGAUGCGCAAUAAUAAACAAGCCAUGAAGAAGAAGCAACUGUAAGGCAAUUGAUCUUUUAUUAAUUCUUCACAUGGUUGUUCUUUGGAGAUUUGGGGAGAAAGAAAUUUAGUGAAUAGACCGAUUUGUAUGUGCAUAUCAAAUAGAGAUGAGAGUUAGAUAGGAUGCGCAAUAAUAAACAAGCCAUGAAGAAGAAGCAACUGUAAGGCAAUUGAUCUUUUAUUAAUUCUUCACAUAGUUGUUCUUUGGAGAUUUGGGGAGAGAGAAAUUUAGUGAAUAGACCAGAUUUGUAUGUGCAUAUCAAAUAGAGAUGAAUUUGAUAUGAGAGUUAGAUAAAUGCAUUCGCUCC